Dendronephthya gigantea is the source of this 1369-nucleotide messenger RNA. RefSeq names its product glycogenin-1-like. Gene Ontology annotation, cellular component: cytoplasm. The coding region runs from base 176 to 1300 and encodes 374 amino acids. The transcript is spliced from 16 exons. The record is from RefSeq and is a predicted model, not a curated record. NCBI's taxonomy places the organism in Eukaryota, Metazoa, Cnidaria, Anthozoa, Malacalcyonacea, Nephtheidae. Gene Ontology annotation, molecular function: glycosyltransferase activity.
AUAUUCUUGCUUAAAUAUGCACGAACGUAGCAUUAAACACAAACAAAUUGAAACAAGGUAUACAUGGCCCUGAAUUGGAAAUGAUAUUGUUGUUGUAAACACACGCAACGAAUGAUAUUACCCGUAAACAUCGAUUCGUAUAGACUUAUGUAUUAAAUCGGUCAAUUGCUCAUUCAUGGAUUCGGGGAGGCCAAUAUUGCCUAAAUUAUUACGACCGAGAAGUUUCCAGUCAAUAAUGGUGUACAUACGACAACAUAACUUGGUGAAAUUUUUGUCAUUAUUAGUGCUGUUUUUGCUCCUCUUCAGGAUCUUAGUACCUAACCUUUUUUCAUAUUCUCUAUCAUAUUUCCAAAUUAUAAUAACUAUGGUGAAUACCGACAUGGAUCGCCAGCAAGAUGUUAUCCGACAAGAAGCAGAGUUGGUUUGGGGCUAUCAUCAAAUGCAGAAAAGAUUCAUGCAACAAAUUUGUAAGGAAAAAAAACUGUCAAAAAAGAAGUAUUUAUGGCUUGUUUCCUUGUCUUCAGACAAUGUCCUUCCUGGGGCAGUAGCUGUCGCUCAAUCAAUUCAAAAAAUAUCUUGUUACACAAAUAUCGGUGCAAUGGUGACACCAAAUGUCAGCAAUCUGACAAGAAGUGUACUAGCAAAGGCUGGUUACCAGAUGUUUGAUGUGGAGUCUCUUGAUUGCAACUGGUUGGAGAAAUCAUUGCAUCUUCCUCCAACAAACACAGGCAUUCCAGGCACUCAUACAAGAUUUCACGCUUGGAAUUUAUUACAAUUUGAGAAGAUUGCAUACGUGGAUAUAGAUUACAUGCUUCUUACCAAUAUUGACGAGAUAUUUGAUUUACCGGGUGACCUAUCAGCAGUUUACUGCGCAAGACCGAGUGUGGUUCAACCUUGUUUCAACGCAGGACUUGCCGUCUUUAGACCAUCAGCGAAGACGCAUUCUGGACUUAUGGACAAAUGGAAGGAAUUAAACGGAAUUAUGGGAUGUGUUAGUGAUCAAGUGGUUAUGUGGUACUACUUCGCUUUUUCUGAUCGCUGGAAUCCUCUGCCGUACUCAUAUAAUGUUCGUAGAAAAUUAUUUUAUCCAAUGAAAGGUAGUUGCAAGCUGAAUAUACAUUUUGCUGGUUAUGGUGUAACUCCUAAACCUUGGGAUAUGAAGAUACCACCCACCAAGAAAGAAGCUUUUGAUUUUCCUGGUCCUGCCGUCGAACGAAAGGAUAUGAACUUCCUAUGGUGGCAAUUAUUCUACAAUGCGUUGGAUCAAUAUAAUCUCCAUCAAUGGUGGACUUCAAGAUAACAUCUGCACACAUUUACAUACAUUCAAAUCACUUUUCCAAACCGCGCUAAUGUAAAUUAUGUCUACCGC